Molecule: messenger RNA, 307 nt
Organism: Cyprinodon variegatus (sheepshead minnow)
Lineage: Eukaryota; Metazoa; Chordata; Actinopteri; Cyprinodontiformes; Cyprinodontidae
Product: H-2 class II histocompatibility antigen, E-S beta chain-like
Exons: 1
Biological process (GO): antigen processing and presentation; immune response
Cellular component (GO): MHC class II protein complex; membrane
Source: RefSeq, a predicted model, not a curated record
AUGUCUGGUUCUGGUUCUGGUUCUGACCCAUCAGAUGGAUUUCUGGAGUACUCAGUGGACCGCUGUCUGUUUAACUCCACUGAUCCAAACGACGUAGAGUUCAUCAGAGCUUUUUACUUCAACAAAGUGGAGGAUGUUGUGUUCAGCAGCAAAGUGGGAGAGUUUGUUGGAUACACUGAGCCUGGUCUGAGCUAUGCAAAGAACUGGAACAAGGAUUCUGGAUACAUCGCUGGGCUGAGAGCCCAGAAGGAGGUAUACUGCCUGAAUCACAUCGGCGUCGACUACCAGGCUGCUCUGACUAAAUCCU